UGGAUGCGCUCCCCUCGUCGGCGAUGGCUGUCGGACGCCUUCAUCCUUCUUUGGUCUUCUGCAUUUGACGGGCAAAACCGAGCGCAGGCCGCCUUUUUUCUUGUUUUCUGUUGUUGUUGUUCCUUUCCUUUCUGUUCCUCCGCCUCCCUCCUCCCUUGAUGGCGACGACGGCAGACGCGGGGAGCACUCGGCGGUGUUUGGACAAUGAGAAUGAGUGACUUUUCGGGCCCGGAUGCUCGGGAGGAGAUGGCAAAAGCAGAAGAAAGGAGAGCGGCCGUGACGACGAGCUGACUCUUUUGUUGGCCCCCAGAUGGCUUCUUUUGUCGGAUGAUGAUUGUCCCCGAGAGUCCCAGAUGUGAGCGCGCGGAUGUCGAGUUCCCCGCCUCGGCAUUGCUUUGCCUCCACAUCGGCGGCGAGCGAGACGAGAUGUAGGCUCGACCGUCACCUCUCUCGUUUCAUGCACAUGAACACAAGGUGUCUCGGGUGGUUUAUUUUCUUUCUAUUUUCAUCGGAAGACGAAUGAUGUAUGUCGUGCUGCUGUGAGGACUGCACACCGAGCGUCUGAAUGGGCGCGUUGUAAAAUUCGACGAGGGCCAAGAAAGGAAGAAGGGAGCGCGUCCAUUCGAGCCACUCGCAAACAUCCUCCAGCCAGGCAGGCGUCGGUUCCCGUGUGCGUGUAGCCCAACAUGUUCAAAUAUCGGAUCCGCAUGUUUCUGAACGAACUGAAAGUGCUGGUGUGGAUGCGAUCCGAUUCGAGCCAGUCCGGCUCAUCACCCGACCCCGACAGAGAGCGACGCUCGGCCGCCGCCGCCGCCGCAGCAGCUGCCGCCGCCGUGCGAGGCUUGCGCGUGAUGGGCGGCUGCGGCUGGCCGCCCUUCGGCGACUGCCGCUCCCGGAACGACGACGAGGAGUACUACGGAAGCGAACCGCCACGGCCCCGGAGCCAGCUGCGGGCCUUGGACGACAAGGAGCCCAAGCUGCAGGUGCAGGGCCUGGACGCAGUGUCGCUGGCCAGCACCGCCAGCAGCCUGCGGACCCCCCAGUGCCGGAUCUGCUUCCAAGGGCCCGAGCAGGGAGAGCUAUUGAGCCCAUGCCGGUGCGACGGGUCUGUGCGCUGUACCCACCAGCCCUGCCUCAUCCGCUGGAUCAGUGAAAGGGGCUCCUGGAGCUGUGAGCUGUGUUACUUCAAGUACCAGGUUCUGGCCAUCAGCACCAAAAACCCCCUGCAGUGGCAGGCCAUCUCGCUGACGGUGAUCGAGAAGGUGCAGAUCGCGGCCAUCGUGCUGGGCUCCCUGUUCCUCAUUGCCAGCAUCUCCUGGCUCAUCUGGUCCUCUCUCAGCCCCUCGGCCAAGUGGCAACGUCAGGACCUGCUCUUCCAAAUCUGCUACGGCAUGUACGGCUUCAUGGACAUUGUCUGCAUAGGCCUCAUCAUCCACGAGGGAUCGUCAGUGUAUCGCAUUUUCAAACGAUGGCAGGCCGUCAACCAGCAGUGGAAAGUUCUCAACUAUGAGAAAUCCAAAGACCUGGGCGACCCGGUGAGUCUGGCCAGCAAGACGGGGGCCCGUGGCGGUCGCGGGACUCCACAGGGCCUGGCGGGCGGCAGCGCGGGCCGCCGGGGCAGGAGGCUGAGAACUAUUCUGAACCGCCGCUGCGGAUACACCAUCCUGCACAUCCUCAGCCAGCUGCGGCCCAACGACCCACGCAUCGGCACCGCCGCCAACCGGGAGGUGGUGAUGAGGGUCACCACCGUAUGAGGUGGCAAGGAGGAAAGACCUCCUCGUGGCCUUGGAGUCCAGAUCUAGGUGAGCGUAUGUAAUAGGGAAAGCGAAAUCGGAAAAGGACCUGCAGAGGAAGCAAAAGCGAUGCCCGGAGCAUCAAAAACACGCAGAGACACUCUCCACGAGUUCUCCUCUUGUUUCUAAUCACGAGAAGAAGCCAGAUGCUCCUUUUCACCAAUGAGGGAAGUGAUGAAAAAAGGAUUUAAAAAAAACACUUUCAAAGACAUCAAGGAAGGACGGAAAAGGGGGAAAGGAGCGUUUCUAAACUAAUCCGAAAUGACCAGACAUUUUUUAUUCUCUCCAGUUCAAUAUCAGGAUGCACAGAGACAUUUCUUUCUCUUUCGGUUGAGCCUCGAAUUUUUUUUUUUUGUUUUUUUUUUUUUGCAUCUCUUUGUUUUCUACUCAAUCUUUGAUUUCGGAGGGAUCAAGAAAUCAUGUCAGUCCUUACAGUACAUGCCGAGCCUUUCCAGACACCUUUGUGUGGUUCUUCAUUUGAACAAGAUCAUUAUCAAUACCAGGCAAUACACCCAAGUGAAAGGAAAAAAAAUUCCCUCCAAAAUCAUAUCAAAAUCAAUGAGAUUGAAAUGAUAUUUAGAUAUAAUCUCUUUGCAAUAAAUACAUCAUAUGUACAUUUCAUGAGGAAUUUUGCAUGAUUAUAUCAUUUUCUUUACCACAUAA
Messenger RNA from Syngnathoides biaculeatus (alligator pipefish), 2456 nucleotides. It is a transcript of the gene marchf9, whose product is annotated as membrane-associated ring finger (C3HC4) 9. Lineage: Eukaryota; Metazoa; Chordata; Actinopteri; Syngnathiformes; Syngnathidae. Gene Ontology annotation, biological process: protein ubiquitination. Bases 687 to 1754 code for a protein of 355 amino acids. The transcript is spliced from 4 exons. The record is from RefSeq and is a predicted model, not a curated record. Gene Ontology annotation, molecular function: zinc ion binding; ubiquitin-protein transferase activity.